Guillardia theta CCMP2712 is the source of this 642-nucleotide messenger RNA. RefSeq lists its product as hypothetical. The transcript has 10 exons. Lineage: Eukaryota; Cryptophyceae; Pyrenomonadales; Geminigeraceae. The record is from RefSeq and is a predicted model, not a curated record. Bases 7 to 537 code for a protein of 176 amino acids.
CCGAACAUGCCGGAAUAUCCAGGUGCUGUGUUCGUCAACCAUGUUGGAUUUCGCACAGCACAGGUCGGAUCUAUUCUAGCGUGUGGCAUCAUUGCUCCACUGCGAUGGAUGCAGAAGGGCAGAAAAGAGAAGCUCUUCUCUGUAGUCAUGCCAAGGGUUGGAGGGUCCUUUUUUGUCGGAGGCUAUUUGUUUGGCGCAGGAGCGAUCACCGUCCUAGCGUUCGCAGGAACGAAGAUGCGCAAUGGCGUUCCUUUGACCGUUGAUGGGGUCGAUGAUCGCGCCUACAGAAUCACUCAGAAUCAAAAUCUGCAGAAGCAGAACGACUUCGUCGCUGCAGGAAUGCUGGCGUCUCUGGUCUCUGGUCGCAGCAUGGCAGGCAAGGGUCUCUUCGGUCACAUGGCCGUCGGCGCGACUGUCGGAACGCUCGCGUGCGUCUUCGCCUACGGCGCGAUGCCCGAGAUUAGGAAGAAGUACUGGCCUCAAGUGAAGCCUCAGAUCAACAGCGCGCUAGGGUCUGCCGGCCUACCGAAGCUGUAAUGAUGGGCAGAACAGUCAAGAAACUCAACUUGUUGUCUUACCUGCUGCAGACUAGUCCAUGGCUCAUCUCUUAACAUUUGUUAAUCAAAAGCUCCAGUCCAGCUA